UCCACGGCAAGCAGAGAAAUGAGGACGAGUGCAGCACCCCUGGCGGGCCUGUUUCUCGCAGUCGUUCUCACUGCCUCGGCCGACGAUGCAUUCGUCGAGAGGCAGACCACGGAAGGCAUGGUUCGCGGCAACGUGGUCCGUGCCCUGGGCAAGACCAUCGAAGAGUACCGCGGCAUUCCGUUCGCCGAGCCGCCUGUGGGAAGGCUCCGGUUUCGGCCUCCACUUCCCAAAAGACCUUGGGAGGGCACCUUGGAUGCUACCGCUGGAAACACAGCCUGUCCUCAGGUGCUGUUGGAAGGAAUCACACUGAGCAGCAACCCAAGCUUCACAGAAGACUGCCUCCAGCUGAACGUAUGGGUCCCAGAGGUCGGAACUACCCCGGGCUCGAGUCGGUCUGUGCUUGUAUGGAUCCACGGAGGAUCAUUCACCUUAGGCAGCGCGAAUAUGGGGAACACUAGCGGAGUCUUGCUCGCUGCACUCGGCGAUGUAGUGGUCGUCUCCAUGAAUUACCGUCUUGGCAUCCUGGGCUUCAUGAACGCGAACUCUCCGGAGGCGCCAGGCAAUGUUGGCCUCAUGGAUCAGAACAUGGCUCUAAAGUGGGUGCAGCGGAACAUAGCACAUUUCGGAGGUGACCCCGAGCAAGUGACUUUGUUCGGUGAGAGCGCAGGCUCAAUGAGUGUGCACGCGCAAAUUAUGUCGCCAUUAAGCAAAGGCCUCUUUAAGAGGGCAGUCUUGAUGAGCGGCACAAUGUACAGCCUGGACACGUGGGACACUGUUCCGGAAAGCAUGGUCAAGGCCGACAAGGUCGCUAACGUUAUUGGCUGCUCUAACGGUGGAACAAUCGAGCUGUCAUCGAAGGCAGAAGAAAUCGUAGACUGCAUGAGAAACAAAUCCGCCGAUGAGCUCGUCAAGGCUUCUCAGAAGAUAGCUGCACCAAAGUUUGCCCCAUUUGCGCCUACUUACCACGACGAGUUCCUCCCCAGAAAUCCAUUUUUGGCCCUGAAGCGCGGUUUCUUCUCAUCUGUGGACGUCUUAGCUGGCGUAACUUCAGACGAAGGAGCUGCGUUGCUCCAGUUCCCGUUGGUCCCCGAGCUUCUGGUGGAAGACCUUCAAGGUUCUCCGCCAGAGGAGCUUAUUAAGUCUCUUCGCAGUGCAUUAUGGCGAGUGCUUAAAGAUGACAUACUUGAUAUCUUAGAAACAUACACCAAAGAAGCCGCAAAGGACGACAACAACGCACUGAGACGCCAAUACAUCGACUACUUGUCGGACAGAUUGUUCAACUGUCCCUUGCAGUUCUUCGCAGAAAAUCACAGCGAGAAAGGCAACAAGGUUUUCACGUAUGUGUUCGAUCACAAGCCGGCAACGUUUCCACCGCCUGAGUGGAUGGGAGCGCCCCACGGCACUGACGUAGCCUUCACGUUUGGUCACCCCUACGCAGCAAAUCCUGAUUCUCCGGACGGUCGCACGGCUGAGGCUUUUAUUCGAAUCCUGGCCAGCUUCAGCCGAAAUGGGAUUCCGGAACUUCCCAACAACGAGACAUGGCCACAAUACAGCAAGGACUUGCCAAGCACGAUCGUUAUCAAGAACGGCCAAUUUAACGAUACACAGGGAUUCCGCUCUACCUACUGUGAACGCUGGAGACCUCUGUAUUAAAUGUGCCACUGACG
Dermacentor silvarum is the source of this 1667-nucleotide messenger RNA. Its product is annotated as cholinesterase 2-like. The transcript has 3 exons. Lineage: Eukaryota; Metazoa; Arthropoda; Arachnida; Ixodida; Ixodidae. Gene Ontology annotation, cellular component: plasma membrane. The coding region runs from base 19 to 1653 and encodes 544 amino acids. Gene Ontology annotation, biological process: acetylcholine catabolic process; choline metabolic process. Gene Ontology annotation, molecular function: acetylcholinesterase activity. The record is from RefSeq and is a predicted model, not a curated record.